This is a messenger RNA of Pan troglodytes (chimpanzee), 2054 nucleotides long. It is a transcript of the gene C1QTNF3, whose product is annotated as C1q and TNF related 3. The record is from RefSeq and is a predicted model, not a curated record. Bases 21 to 1364 code for a protein of 447 amino acids. The transcript has 7 exons. Lineage: Eukaryota; Metazoa; Chordata; Mammalia; Primates; Hominidae. Gene Ontology annotation, molecular function: protein binding.
AAAAGCAAACUGCUGGACACAUGCUCUCUGUUCCCAGCUGGUUGUGUAUGUUUUCUUCACACUUCAACAGAAACGUGCCAAGGUGUGACAUUUAUGAAUUUCGCCAACUGGGAACUGUGCACACAAAUCGUUCUUGCUUGUGGUGUGGGAAAAUGAUGAAUGGGGGCUGUUCUGCCUGGGGAGGAGGGCUGCUGUCACUCUGGCAUGCCUACAGCCUUAUUUAUUACACACCAAAGUAUAAAACCACUCCGCCGCUGCAGCUCUCAGCUCCAGUCCUGGCAUCUGCCCGAGGAGACCACGCUCCUGGAGCUCUGCUGUCUUCUCAGGGAGACUCUGAGGCUCUGUUGAGAAUCAUGCUUUGGAGGCAGCUCGUCUAUUGGCAACUGCUGGCUUUGUUUUUCCUCCCUUUUUGCCUGUGUCAAGAUGAAUACAUGGAGGUGAGCGGAAGAACUAAUAAAGUGGUGGCAAGAAUAGUGCAAAGCCACCAGCAGACUGGCCGUAGCGGCUCCAGGAGGGAGAAAGUGAGAGAGCGGAGCCAUCCUAAAACUGGGACUGUGGAUAAUAACACUUCUACAGACCUAAAAUCCCUGAGACCAGAUGAGCUACCGCACCCCGAGGUAGAUGACCUAGCCCAGAUCACCACAUUCUGGGGCCAGUCUCCACAAACCGGAGGACUACCCCCAGACUGCAGUAAGUGUUGUCAUGGAGACUACAGCUUUCGAGGCUACCAAGGCCCCCCUGGGCCACCGGGCCCUCCUGGCAUUCCAGGAAACCAUGGAAACAAUGGCAACAAUGGAGCCACUGGUCAUGAAGGAGCCAAAGGUGAGAAGGGCGACAAAGGUGACCUGGGGCCUCGAGGGGAGCGGGGGCAGCAUGGCCCCAAAGGAGAGAAGGGCUACCCGGGGAUUCCACCAGAACUUCAGAUUGCAUUCAUGGCUUCUCUGGCAACCCACUUCAGCAAUCAGAACAGUGGGAUUAUCUUCAGCAGUGUUGAGACCAACAUUGGAAACUUCUUUGAUGUCAUGACUGGUAGAUUUGGGGCCCCAGUAUCAGGUGUGUAUUUCUUCACCUUCAGCAUGAUGAAGCAUGAGGAUGUUGAGGAAGUGUAUGUGUACCUUAUGCACAAUGGCAACACAGUCUUCAGCAUGUACAGCUAUGAAAUGAAGGGCAAAUCAGAUACAUCCAGCAAUCAUGCUGUGCUGAAGCUAGCCAAAGGGGAUGAGGUUUGGCUGCGAAUGGGCAAUGGCGCUCUCCAUGGGGACCACCAACGCUUCUCCACCUUUGCAGGAUUCCUGCUCUUUGAAACUAAGUACACCAAUAAUGUUGGACAAUUCGGGGGCUCAGAAGAAUCAACCACAAAAUAGUCUUCUCAGAUGACCUUGACUAAUAUACUCAGCAUCUUUAUCACUCUUUCCUUGGCACCUAAAAGAUAAUUCUCCUCUGACGCAGGUUGGAAAUAUUUUUUUCUAUCACAGAAGUCAUUUGCAAAGAAUUUUGACUGCUCUGCUUUUAAUUUAAUACCAGUUUUCAGGAACCCCUGAAGUUUUAAGUUCAUUAUUCUUUAUAACAUUUGAGAGAAUCGGAUGUAGUGAUAUGACAGGGCUGGGGCAAGAACAGGGGCACUAGCUGCCUCAUUAGCUAAUUUAGUGCCCUCCGUGUUCAGCUUAGCCUUUGACCCUUUCCUUUUGAUCCACAAAAUACAUUAAAACUCUGAAUUCACAUACAAUGCUAUUUUAAAGUCAAUAGAUUUUAGCUAUAAAGUGCUUGACCAGUAAUGUGGUUGUAAUUUUGUGUAUGUUCCCCCACAUCGCCCCCAACUUCGGAUGUGGGGUCAGGAGGUUGAGGUUCACUAUUAACAAAUGUCAUAAAUAUCUCAUAGAGGUACAGUGCCAAUAGAUAUUCAAAUGUUGCAUGUUGACCAGAGGGAUUUUAUAUCUGAAGAACAUACACUAUUAAUAAAUACCUUAGAGAAAAAUUUUGACCUGGCUUUAGAUAAAACUGUGGCAAGAAAAAUGUAAUGAGCAAUAUAUGGAAAUAAACACACCUUUGUUAAA